This is a messenger RNA of Mus pahari (shrew mouse), 1623 nucleotides long. RefSeq names its product synaptotagmin 1 (gene Syt1). The record is from RefSeq and is a predicted model, not a curated record. The transcript is spliced from 9 exons. Lineage: Eukaryota; Metazoa; Chordata; Mammalia; Rodentia; Muridae. Gene Ontology annotation, biological process: regulation of calcium ion-dependent exocytosis; regulation of dopamine secretion; synaptic vesicle endocytosis. Gene Ontology annotation, cellular component: dense core granule; synaptic vesicle membrane; axon. Gene Ontology annotation, molecular function: calcium ion binding; syntaxin binding; phosphatidylserine binding. Bases 565 to 1608 code for a protein of 347 amino acids.
CCUGGAGAAGCUGCAGUGUGGGGAUGCUCUGACCGAGUUCAGCCCCCAGUGUCUUUCCUCCUCCUCCUUCUGCAGCGACAGCAUCCGCAGUUAGCAGUGGGCAACUUGAGGCUGUAACCGGGGCAAGCCCCCAGGGUCCUGCUCACCCAACAGGGGGCUCAGCUCCCCGAAGGGGUGUGUGCAGGGCGGGGGCGGCCAGCUGGGACCAGCUGGUGGCCCUAGAAAACCUCACCCACACCCACACCCACACACCCCUUUUGUGUUGCAGGCUGCCCCUCUGAGAGCGGAGGCAGCGAGAGAGUACUCGUGUGCCUCGCACCGGUCCGCGGUGAGAGCAGCGGGGACCAAGACUCGCACCACCUCCCGGUCCUCGCUCCAGGAAAAGAAGACUUGAGCGCGCUUGAACAACCAACAUCUGCAGUCCGAUCAGAAGACACUGCCCUUGCCAUCCCGAGAGCUCCAGCAGAACAUCUCAUCAAGAUUGAAGAAAGGAGAUUCCAAAAGGAACAAAAAACCCCAAAUACUCCAGACUACCCCAGCAGAACAUUCCACUUGAACCAAAAAAUGGUGAGUGCCAGUCGUCCUGAGGCCCUGGCCGCCCCUGUCACCACUGUCGCGACCCUUGUCCCGCACAAUGCCACUGAGCCAGCCAGUCCUGGCGAAGGGAAGGAAGAUGCCUUUUCCAAGCUGAAGCAGAAGUUUAUGAAUGAACUGCAUAAAAUUCCAUUGCCACCGUGGGCCUUAAUUGCCAUAGCCAUAGUUGCGGUCCUUCUAGUCGUGACCUGCUGCUUCUGUGUCUGUAAGAAAUGUUUGUUCAAAAAGAAAAACAAGAAGAAGGGAAAGGAAAAGGGAGGGAAGAACGCCAUUAACAUGAAAGAUGUGAAAGACUUAGGGAAGACCAUGAAGGAUCAGGCCCUUAAGGAUGACGAUGCUGAAACUGGACUGACUGAUGGAGAAGAAAAGGAAGAGCCCAAGGAAGAGGAGAAACUGGGAAAGCUUCAAUAUUCACUGGACUAUGACUUCCAGAAUAACCAGCUGCUGGUAGGAAUCAUUCAGGCUGCUGAACUGCCUGCCCUGGACAUGGGGGGCACAUCUGACCCGUACGUCAAAGUCUUCCUGCUGCCCGACAAAAAGAAGAAGUUUGAGACAAAAGUCCACCGGAAAACUCUCAACCCAGUCUUCAAUGAACAAUUUACUUUCAAGGUGCCAUACUCGGAAUUAGGUGGCAAGACACUGGUGAUGGCUGUGUAUGAUUUUGAUCGCUUCUCCAAGCACGACAUCAUUGGAGAGUUCAAAGUUCCUAUGAACACGGUGGAUUUUGGCCACGUCACCGAGGAGUGGCGCGAUCUCCAGAGUGCUGAGAAAGAAGAGCAAGAGAAACUGGGUGACAUCUGCUUCUCCCUCCGCUACGUCCCUACUGCCGGCAAGCUGACUGUUGUCAUUCUGGAAGCCAAGAACCUGAAGAAGAUGGAUGUGGGUGGCUUAUCUGGUGAGUGCGCAGUGGCUAUUGAUUGUUGGAAACAAACGCUGUUUCACUGUGGGUACCGAAUGCACGGUGCUCAUGCUGUGGCUCCCUGCUCCUUAAUUGAUCGCAGCUCUCUUUCCUAGGGAGCUGGAAGCCCU